Molecule: messenger RNA, 3056 nt
Organism: Xiphias gladius (swordfish)
Lineage: Eukaryota; Metazoa; Chordata; Actinopteri; Istiophoriformes; Xiphiidae
Gene: gls2b
Product: glutaminase 2b (liver, mitochondrial)
Exons: 18
Coding region: 162-1961 (599 amino acids)
Biological process (GO): L-glutamine catabolic process
Molecular function (GO): protein binding; glutaminase activity
Source: RefSeq, a predicted model, not a curated record
CGACACGUGAAGGCGGCAAAACUUCAGCCCAGUCAGUGACCUCGCAGGAGCCUUCUGCUAAACCAGCCCGAAAGAAAUACCUGUCACCGUGAUCUGCUGCUUUUACUUGCGGUCAAUCAUAACUAUUCAGAGCCGGUCUGGCGCUGCCGUUCGCCGCGGCCAUGCACUGCCUGAGAGCGCUGCGUCUGCCCAGCUCCGCAAAACUCAUCGUCCAAAACACAGACGCGGCGAAGAAGGUUUUCAUCAUCCAGGCUGCGUGUAGUCUGAGCUCUAAAUCACCAGCCGCGUCCCAGCUGCCGCGACCGCCCAACUUCGAUCACCCCCACCUCAAAAAGAAUGUAGAUUCAAAGCCUCCCAGCUCUGGAGUGGAAGACAUGCUUUUCUACACCAUCACAGAGGGAAAAGAGCAGGUCCCCAUCUCAUACUUUACCUCAGCCCUGAAGAGAACCGGCCUUCAACCGUCUGACCCUCGUCUGAAGGACUGCAUGGAGAAGCUUCGACGGGCCCUGAAGGAUUCCGCCGGUGAGGUGAUGAUGGACAGGGACCUUUUCCACAGAUGUGUUGGUGGAAACGUCGUCUUGUUGAUCCAGGCCUUCAGAAAGAAAUUUAUCAUCCCUGAGUUUGAUGUGUUUGCACAAAAAAUCAAUGAAAUCUACAACAGAGUGCAAAACCAAAGUGAUGGGAAGGUCGCAGACUACAUCCCCCAGUUGGCCAAGUUUAGCCCAGAACUGUGGGGCAUGUCGUUGUGUACAGUGGAUGGCCAGAGGCACUCAGUGGGUGACACCAAGCAGCCGUUCUGCCUGCAGUCCUGUGUGAAGCCCCUGCAGUACGCCAUCGCCGUCCAUGAGGCGGGAACGGAGGAGGUCCACCAUUAUGUUGGCAUGGAGCCCAGCGGACUCAAGUUCAACAUGCUCUCACUGGAUGAUGAAGAUAAACCCCACAACCCAAUGGUGAACGCUGGAGCCAUAGUGAUCAGCUCUCUUAUCAAGCCUCGUUCAAAUAAGGCAGAGAAGUUUGACUAUGUUAUGGAGUUUGUGAAAAGGAUGGCUGGCCAAGAAUAUGUUGGAUUCAGCAAUGCCACGUUCCAGUCAGAAAAAGAAACAGGUGACAGAAACUUCGCCAUUGGAUAUUACAUGAAAGAGAAGAAGUGUUUUCCACCUUGGGCGGAUAUGAUCGAUGCCUUAGACUUCUACUUCCAGCUGUGCUCAAUCGAGGUGACCUGUGAAUCAGGGAGUAUCAUGGCUGCCACUCUGGCCAACGGGGGAAUUUGUCCGAUCACAGGCGAGCGUGUCCUGAGUGCCGAGGCAGUGCGGAACACUUUGAGUCUCAUGCACUCAUGCGGCAUGUACGACUUUUCGGGCCAGAUGGCUUUUCAUGUGGGCUUGCCUGCCAAAUCCGGCGUGUCUGGUGCAAUACUGCUGGUGAUCCCCAACGUGAUGGGAGUAAUGUGUUGGUCUCCUCCGCUGGACAGAGUUGGAAACAGCGUCCGGGGAAUACACUUCUGUCAGGAGCUCGUGUCACUCUUCAAUUUCCACAAUUACGACAACUUGAGGCACUUUGUGAAGAAGCAGGACCCUCGCAGGCAGGACGGGGAUGACAGGAACAAGUCUGUUUUCAACUUGAUGUUCGCUGCCUACAGUGGAGAUGUGUCGGCCCUGAGAAGGUUUUCGCUCUCAUCCACAGACAUGGAUCUGAAAGACUAUGAUUCUCGAACAGCACUGCAUAUCGCUGCAGCAGAGGGUCACAUAGAUGUUGUGAACUUUCUGACGGAAACUUGCAAAGUUGAUCCAUUUGUAGAAGACAGGUGGGGGAACCUGCCAGUCGAUGACGCCGUGCAGUUCGGACAUGACGAGGUGGUGAGGGUGCUGAAAGACUACCAGCAGGUCUGCAGGCAGCAGGGAACGCAGCGCACUGAAGCUGCGCGUUCCCCGAAGCUCGACACCAUCGAGGGCAUGGUGUGACGUCUGCAUAGGGUCCCCAGGCUGUGAGAUGUCAGGGCAUUUGUGUAAUCUGUGAAGUUUGAAAAAAAGAAAAAUCCAUUUGUAACACAGAGAAAGAGUGCCGAAAUGAACCAAACUGAUCGACCUAUCCGGAUCUACCCUAUCCUUUGGUUAGGUCACUUGACUAUAUCAAUUAACUAUGCAGACUGGUAGUUGCAGCCGCAAAUUUUGGUGAGAAGAAAAUUGUAGAACCGUGCAAUUAGAAUAUAUAGCAGGGCCAAAAAAAUACAAUAACACAACAGAAAUAGUGCAAUUAUUAAAACAACAGAGCAAUAACAAUUAAUAUAACAAUUGUGAGUUUUGAGCUGCCUUACAUAUAAUGGGAACAGUUUCAGCUUAAUUUCAUCUACUCGCACAUAAUGUUCAUGCUGUGGUAACGUUUAUGUACAAUUGUAUGGAGCAGAGCUUCAGGAUUGUUUAAGAGGGAUUUGAUGAACUCAAAUAUGGAUAUUUAUACCUACAGUGCUUCUUAUAACUCACAACAGUGCUUUACAUUUUUACUGUUAUGUACUUUUAUUUUCUUAUUGUGCCAUGUUGAAAACCAUCCCCUUUAAAUACCUAAAACUCUCUGGUAUGUGUGGAUGCGAAAACUCAAGUUUGAUCACAAUUCUACAUGAUCCCAAUAAACCUUAUGUGGGAUUUGUUGUAUAUAUUUUGUUCUUCAGCUGUAAAUAUGUGUACUGGGUUCCUGAAACAGAAAUACAGUGUUAUAGAGAGUGUUAUAAUAUUUAUGUAAUUUUAACUCUGCAUACACAUUAAAUUCCCAAACGUAAUUUAUUAUGUGGAAUAUUUUGACAUUGAGGACAUCCAUUAAGCCUAUAUUAUUUAUACGCCACCCAUAGUUUCAUUUUCUUUUGGGUUUAUGAGGUUAGUCAAAGCAUCAUGCAGUCAGCAAUUUGUUAUUAAAUAUUAAGCAGCAUCCACUGCUGAAAGCUGGAAUAAAGAUAAUAAAGCAGCAGGAGGUGGCUGGUUUUAAAUACUAUUAUUGCAAGACCGUGUUAAUAAUUAUUAUAGUUUAAAAUGAUGAGAAACCAUUAAAAAAGGUAAUGAGUUCAA